AUGACUUGAGAAACUUGAGAGGGUUUUAUGAGAUAUAAUAGUACAACAAAGCUAUGAGAAUCAUGUGCUGAAGGUGAGUAUUACGAUCCGAUAAAGGGUGAUUGUUCAUCUUGAAAUAAUGUUUGAAUUCAAGCAUGAGCAUAUCAAGCUUCUUGUUUCGAAUGCCCUCCAAACAAAAUUUUUGAUAUUGACAUUUUUGAAUGCGUUGAAUUAUGUCCAUCAGAUAAAUUUGAAAUCGUAUCUAAUAAAAUGAAUAUUGGCAGGAUAUGAAGAACAUUGAAAUUCUAUGUUGACCCUGAAGUUGAUAGCAUUAUUGAAUUAGGAACUUUUAAGUAUCCUUAUCGAACAUUCAAAUCCGUUGCAUCAGAGAUAUUAAACCACUAUAGUAACACAAAAGCUGAAGUAGAAAUUUUUUUAUAAAGGAUGGAUAUAUCGAAAUGGAUAUGCUUUAUUUUAUUAAUAUGACUAGCGUGAAAAUUACAACUCACCCUGAUUACCAGCUUUUGAACAAAAGGGCACAAAUUUCAUUCACUAGUAAGGCUCAACAUGAAAUAUCCAAGAAGGCAAGGUUCCAUCUUUUGAAAGAUACCUCUAUAAGUCACGAAGAAUUUAUUAAUAAAGAUGAAUUAAGUGAAAGGGAGAUUUCUGAACUAUCAAAAACAAAAGUAGGAAUCAUGCUUGCAAGGACUAGUAUUGAGAUUUCGGAGAUAGACUUCCAUGCUAGUGAUCUUGGAUUCUUCUGAGUCCCAAUUUAUCUUCAAGAAAAGCAAGUGAAAUUAUAUAAUCUGGACUUUAAUGUGACUGGCAUUUCACUGGAAAGCAAAGACCCAAUGAACGCACAUCUUGAGAAUAUCACUGUGGAUGUAUCAAGGGGAUUCCGUUUCUUCUAUCCUGUGUUUGUGUUCUGAAAUUAUCCAGAAGCCUUCACACAGAAUAGCAUUUAUGUAAAAUCUGUGUACCCGAAGAUUUCUCUGAAGAAGCCAACUUAUAAUUUCAGCUUAUUGAAUUCUUAUCUCCCUGGCAAUCAUACUAUCGUUGAUGUAGAUUGAGGAGGACUUCCUGUUAACGAUCAGAUUGAAGUUUGAAUAGCAUUUGGCUCUAAUUCGUUAUGAAUUCCUGAUGAUGGUUUACUCCAAAAUCUUGAGGUUGAUUCCAUAUAUGCAGAUGGCAGAGUACAAAAUGCCGGAAUUGGGAAUGUGGUAAUUGUCCCAGUUAUUUCAUUUGCAGUUCCAUAUAGACCUGUUGAAAUCAAACUGACAAAUUUCAAGUUUAUAAAUAUUACCCAGCACUGGACUUGGGGAUUGUUUUAUCUGUACAGUGUUGGCUUAGAAAAAGGUGAAAUAUCUAAUUUCACCUUUCACAAUUGUACAUGUGACUUAUUCUUGAUGGAAAUUCUUACCAUUAAAGAUUUAAAAAUAAAAAAUCUUACUUUUGAAGAUAGUUUGAAUCAUAAAGCUGAGCUCGCUAAAAUCGCAGCAAAUGGAAACAUUAUAAUGGAAGACGUGACUUUAAGAAAUUUUAGUAAUGCUGGAGCAUAUAAUGCUCCUCUAUUUUCUUUUGCAUUUCCUAAUACAAGUUCAAUAAUUCUGAAAGAUUUUAGCUUCCAAAAUUUUGAAUUGGCCCCUGUGCCUCUGUUUUAUAUAAAUGCUGAACCAGUUAUGAUGACAAUUGAAAAUUUUAUGUUUAAAGAUUGCAAAAUUUCAGAAGCACAAUCUUUAUUAGACUUUUUCUACAUAAGCUCAAUCUCAGUUUCUAAUUUGACUGUUGAGAACGUUAGUCCCAUGAGCUCUGUAGGAACCACUGAGAAAAUUAUCAGAAUUGGCUCUCUAAAUUAUGAGGAAUUGCAUACAGCUGAGUUUUCAGAUAUCACAAUCAUGAAUUCUUCUAUUUCUUUGUUCGGGAUUGGAGCUAUUUCUUCGAUCUCGAAUUCUGAUAGAAAUAUUUCGUUCAAUAAUAUAAAAUACUCUGAAUGCACUUUUCCAUCUCCAAGAGCAUUAGUUUCCACAGAUAGAUUUAUUGGAGACCUCAACUUGUACAUUCAGUUUAACCAACUGACAUUUGAGAAUGUGAAAUUUGAAACUUCUGGUGUUCUAAUAGAGUUGAAACAUCAACUUCCUACUGUUGUCCAUUUUAUUGAUUGCUUCAUUUCUGGUGCCAGUUCUGGGUCUAUUGAAGCUGAAGGUAAGAAAAUAUCGAAUUAUCUUGACACAAAGUUCAGAUUUAUGAACUCUACAUUCUCAAAUGUAACUCUCAACAAUACUCCAUUCAUCUCAACAAGCCAGAAUUUGGUUUAUGAGAUUCAGAAUAGUUCGUUCACAAAGUUUACAUCAAUGGGCCUUAUUGCAGGAAUAUUCAGAGCAUCUGGUAGGUCUGUGAUUACAAUCGAAGAUUCAGUUUUCCAUAAUAACUCUGCUGUUUUAUCUACAAUCUUCAAAGCAGAAACUGAAGCGAGUAUCAUUUGAACAAAUUGUACAAUUUUUAACAACUUCGGAGUCACAAAUGGAGUAUUUGAGAUCGAAUCAGGUGCAGUGUUGAAGAUACUUCAAAGUGCAAUUUAUGAAAACUAUGCUAUUCAAUACCCAGUUGGAGUAUUUUUAUCUGCUUUUACUCCUUCGAUCAUCAGCAAUACUCAAAUUUAUUCAAAUAGUGAAAUUUUUGAAAGUGAUUUAGCUGUAGAGCUUUCUCCUAGUUGUAUAAAACUGUGAUUUUUGAAUAGUUUGAUAAAAAGUUAUCUUGCCAACUUAGAAUUUGCCACUAUUACUCAGACAGACACUCUAAUUCAAGUGCUUCUAGCAGAAGUUCAUAUUAUCAACAACACACAAAUCUACAAUAGCACUUCAGUUGUAUACAGUUUUUCUUCUGUUUUGAUAAUAGAGAAUUCUUUUCUGUUUGGAAUAAACUCUACAAACUCCCCAAUUAAUCUAGUCUCAACUGUAGCUACUCUGAAUAAUCUAACAAUAGCUGAUUGAACCAAGUUAUCUUCUCAGGAUGAGCACGCAUUUAUCCAAGUAACAUCUGGAACUUUGAUAUCUUCAGGCUUGAAAGUGUCAAGCACAGAUUUCAGAGUUUCUCAACUAUCUUUCUCAAGCUGAAUGAUGAAUAAUACCCAAUUUAAAGAUGUAAUAAACGACAACGGCCUUAUCAGAUGUCUUAAAUGCCAAAAUUUUGCACUUGACACUUUGUUAUUAGAAAAUUCUUACUCUACAUCAUUUCCUUUACUCAUCUUCCAGGAGACUCUAAAUGUGGAGUUGAAGAACAUCAAACUCUCUGAAUAUCAGUAUCGGCUAGUCCAGUUUUCAUUCUCAAAUGUUACUUUGAUACAGGGCCUCGAAGUCAGUGGUGGAAAGCAGACUCUUGAGUUCAUGGAUUCUUACAUUCUCAAGAUGAAGAAUUGAUCAUUUUCUAAUAAUGAAGAAACUGGAGCAAGCAAGGGUGGAGCCAUUAAGAUCUAUAAUAGUAAAAUAAGCAUUGAAGAUACUAUAUUCAGAAACAACUCUGCAUACUCUGGAGGAGCAAUCGCUUUCGAGUGUACCAGUAUGGCUAAUUGCGAAUUGAAUAUUGAGAACUCGAAAUUCUUAGAAAAUAGUGCUAGAGUGAGUGGAGGAGCAAUAUACUACAACUAUAAUUAUCCAAAAAUUAAAACCACUGAAUUUAGUAAUAACAGUGCAAAUUAUGGACCAAAUUUUGCCAGUUAUCCUGCAAAGAUAGGACUUGCGGAUAGUUCUCAAGGAAACGAUAUUAUUCUGGACAACAUUGGAUCAGGUAUAACGAUUGAUCAAACUUUGACACUUGCUAUUUACGAUAUCGAUAACCAAAUAAUGAAUCUGGAUAAUUCAAGCCAGAUUGUUAUUCUCUCAAGGAAUGCAUCUGAAGCUAACACAAAAGGAUUCAAUAUACUCUCGGUCGAUCAGGGGAUCGCUCAGUUUGAUAACUUUGCUGCUGUCAUAAGGGAUAACAAACGAAGCUCAAAUUUUGCUUUGAGUUCAAAAUCAAUCAACACUGAUAAAGUUCAAGAGGUCUUAGGAUCUUUAUUUUCUCAGAAAGAUCUUCAAAUUAAUUUUAGAGACUGACAGCCAGGAGAAAGGAUCGUUGGGGAUGAGUGAAAAAUAUGAGCUACCGGUACAUACUCACUUGAAUGGAAUGCAACCAAAUGAGUUGAUUGAAACCUAGAAGCAGAUUGUCUUGGAGGCAAUCAAGUAUACGUGAAGUCUGGUUAUUGGAGAAGGUUCCAAAAUUCGACCAAGAUUGUUGAAUGAAUAGUCGAAGAAGCUUGUGAAGGAGGAUUUUUAGAUGUUGAAGAUGACAAUCAAACAUAUAACUCCAAGAAAAUUCACCCAGUAAAUUGAGCAGAAGGAUAUUCAGGCAAUCUCUGUUCUCAAUGAGUUGUAACCCAAGAUGUGAAAUACGAAAGAAUUAAUGAUUAUGAGUGACAGAAAUGUCCAGAACAAGUUUGGAAUGCAAUACAAGUCGUGUUUACUUUACUACUUGUCUUACUAUUUCACAUAAUUUUGGUUAUUAUCAAUGUAAGAAAAACUGAUGAAAGUGAAUUAUCAGUUCUUUUAAGAAUUCUUACUAAUUAUCUCCAGAUUAUAACAGUGUCUGUAUCGAUGACCAAUGAUUAUCCAGCUGGAUUAAUUGCCUUAACAAUUCCUAUUAGAUUGUUUGGAGGGUCUACAGAUGCAUUACUAUCGUUUGAUUGUUUCAUUAAAGACACUGAAGUCAACUUUAUGUUUAACUCAAACGCAAUUUUCAAGUUGUUCCUGAUGACAUUCUUGCCAAUAAUCUUAUUCUUUAUCAUUGCAGUGAUGUGGGUAAUCAUUAAAUGGGUCAAACCAGCUUGGUGCACAAAUAUUAAGAGAGCUCUUGUGAUUUCUUUCAUCACAGUUGUAUUUGUUUUACACCCAAACCUCACAGAGAAAAGUAUCAGUCUUUUCAAAUGUAUUGAAAUUGAUGAAGGCUAUAAGGUCGCAAGGAUAGAUACUAAUCUAGAAUGAUUCUCCCCAACACAUUUGAAAUGGUGAAUAAUAGUGGGAAUACCAAUCAUUUUAGUCUGGGUAAUUACCUGACCAUUAAUAACCUAUCUUGUCAUUCUCAAGCAAAGGAAGAAGAAAGAUAGUAGAAUGAUGGAAUACUUCUUAAUAAUCUACCAAGGACUCAAACCUGAAGUAAUAUAUUGGGAGUUUGUUAAUACUAUGAGGAAAGUUGCUAUCUUAUUGUUUCUUCUUUUUGAGCUGAAGGUUGCGAUCAAUUUAUCACUAGCAGUACUUCUGCUGACAGCUCGUAUUCAGAUCAAGAUCAAGCCUUAUAAAAACUUUGAAAAUAAUAAAAUAGAGUUUUUAUCUAUAAUGGGAGGUGCCACUUUGACUAUGGGAGCUCUAGUGUAUUCUAGACAUGAACAGCAUGAUGUUCUGAAUGGCUUUGUUUUUCUAUCUAUUGCCAUUGUCAACUGUAAAUUCCUAAUAGAAUGGCUGAUACUAUUGUUGCAGCUGUAUCAAGAAAAGAAUAAAUUUGCUCAAAUCACCGUAAUUUUUCUGUCCAAAAUUAUGUGCAAAAAGAGACCAAGACUAGAAAAAAUAGAGAAGAAAGACCAAAGCAAAAUAAAGUCUCCCCAAAAAGAAAUAGAAGAGAAUAAGAGUGAAUCUGGUAAUGUAAAGAAGAGAGUAUCCAGAAAGUCUAAGUCAAUAAUUAAGAGAGGGAAGUUCAAGAGACAAGAGCACGCAAAAAUAUGGAAGAAUAAAAGUGUCCGUCCUAGGGAUUUUGAAGUUGAUGAACAAGGUACAAAACCUCUCUAAUGCUGAUGUUUAUUGCCCAUUGAAAAUCUGCAGGUUUUAAAUGCUAUUGAAUAGUAGAUGAAAAUACAAAUUUAGUAACUUCUGAGAUAGAGUAUCAGAUCUGAGGAGCUAGUAACAAUUUUUUUAAUUAUUUUUCUACAUUCAAGAGCUUUGUAAUUGAUAAAAGUCAUAUUACCUCUGAAGCAUGGACUUGACUUAGUUCUUGUCCUAAUUAAUUUUGAGUUUAAUUAAGUGAAGAAAUACUGAUGAGACGUUUUAUUCAGUAAUAAUCAUACAUUCUUAACUCAUAUAGUAUUCUCUUUCUCAUAGAGAGUAGAAAAAUUUCUGCUUAAAUAAAUAUGAAGCAUAGUAUUACUUUAAGUAAAAAAAGGACCAUUUAUUGGUGUGGGUCUCUAAUUCUUAAAAAUUAACAUUUUAUCAAGAAAGUUAUUUAUUUCAGGUUUCGUUGGUUUCCUGAAUACUUCUUUACAAUAAGCAUUUAUUUAUAUUCAGUUAUUAUCCCUAACACUUGUACAGAACAUAACAACAGUAUAAUAAUGUCGUCCAGUUCAUAUCAAGAAUCUCAAAUUCGUUUCAUGAAAAAGGAAAGCGAAGAUCGAACUCCUUACCAAGAUGUUAGUCCUCAAGACCAUUGUGACUCUGGAGCUAUUGUAGAGAGUAAAGCAAGAAAAGUAGAGAAAGAUCUUUCAGAAAAUGGUGAAACUCCUUGGAAGAAGAGGAUAAUGUAAGCAGAAUAUAGGCUAUCAGGAGAAGGUAUCCUCGUCUGAGUCCGCAUUAAAAGAACGGAAACUUAGCCUAAAAUCCUGAACAAUCUGCUGACUCAUCUAUCAGGACUACACUCUUCAGGGAUUCAUCAACGCCUGC
Molecule: messenger RNA, 6656 nt
Organism: Moneuplotes crassus
Lineage: Eukaryota; Ciliophora; Spirotrichea; Euplotida; Euplotidae
Source: the annotation of a GenBank genome assembly